Scomber japonicus (chub mackerel) is the source of this 1896-nucleotide messenger RNA. It is a transcript of the gene ptpdc1b, whose product is annotated as protein tyrosine phosphatase domain containing 1b. The record is from RefSeq and is a predicted model, not a curated record. Gene Ontology annotation, biological process: cilium assembly; protein dephosphorylation. Gene Ontology annotation, molecular function: protein tyrosine/serine/threonine phosphatase activity. Bases 1 to 1896 code for a protein of 631 amino acids. Lineage: Eukaryota; Metazoa; Chordata; Actinopteri; Scombriformes; Scombridae. The transcript has 10 exons.
AUGGCAAAGUCAAGAGGUGGAGCUCUGAUGGAAUACAUCAGAGCCCCAAGGGCAAAAUACACAAUAGUAGGAGAAGCUAUACGUCACGUCAUCCCUGGACAUAUGCAAUGUUCAAUCGGCUGUGGAGGUCAAACCUGCAAGUAUGACAACCCAAAUUACUGGAGUGAAGACCAACAAGCUAUACAAGGCCUCUACUCAUCCUGGGUUACUGAUCAUCUUCUCGCUAUGUCCAGACCAUCAACAGAAUUAAUUAAAAAAUAUAACAUAAUUGAUCAGUUCAAAAGGAAUGGUAUUAAAACAGUGGUCAACCUACAGAUACCUGGUGAACAUGCCAGCUGUGGAAACCCUCUGGAGCCAGGCAGUGGCUUCUCAUAUAACCCAGAGGCCUUCAUGGAGAACAACAUUUAUUUCUACAAUUUUGGCUGGAGUGACUAUGGGGUGGCAAACCUCACUGCUGUGCUGGACAUGGUGAAGGUCAUGGCCUUUGCAUUGCAGGAGGGAAAGAUUGCAGUCCACUGUCACGCUGGUCUUGGCAGAACAGGUGUACUGUUAGCAUGUUUCUUAGCCUUUACCACCAGGAUGACUGCCAACCAGGCUAUCUUAUAUGUGCGUGCUAAACGCCCUGGCUCCAUCCAGACCCGAGGUCAACUGCGUUGUGUCAGAGAGUUUGUCCAGUUCCUUUCCCCUUUGAGGAGUGUGUUUUCCUGUGCUGAACCGCGAUCCAAUCCAGUCACCCUGUCCCAGUACCUAAACCGCCAGAGACACAUACUGCACGGCUAUGAGAGGAAAGAGCUGAGGUACCUACCAAAAAUUGUCCAACUAGUGUCCAGGCUGCUAUUGGACAUUGCAGAGAAUCGACAGGUAAUUGAGGAGGACAUUUUGGAGGCACCCGAUAUUGAUGACAUUGAAAUGACCCUCAGCAUCAUUGAGAAGAUGGGCUCUGAUUUAUGUGUAAAGGAGCCCCGCUUACCAGGUUCUCCCACCUUGCCCAGACAUUUCAAUGAGCCACCCAUUUUCUACCAUCGAAAAAGUCUGAGCUACAGUGAGUCAGACUUGACGCGAUUGGGCUCGCAGCUCAACAUCCUCUCACAACCUCUCAGCUCUCUCUCGCAGACAAGCUCACUCUGGCAAGUCAAGAAUGUUGGAAGCCAAAAAGAUGUAUCCAUUCUGUUAAAGAAAGUGAAAAAGAAAACCAUCAAACGCUGUGAGUCUGUGGGAAACGAAGGACCCGUCAAAAAGGGUGGCAUACUGUCCAGGUGGAGGGCAGAACAGAGGGAGGAGUUAGCAACAAAUGGGGAGAGGUCACAUUGGAGAGAGGAAGAGCAAUCAGAGGUUCCCUUUAUCACGCUUCAGUCAGAGUUGUCCCUGGAUGCCAGGAGGUUGUUGGUGGCACAAGCCCUGGCAGUGGACCUUUUUCUUGAUGGGGAAGAAGAGCACAAGAGCAGAGUCUUAUCCUGGCAGGCAGAGAUGAACCAAGGCGGUGCGUGGGAAAGGCUGUGUAUGGAACGGGAUCCCUUCAUCCUCACUGGGCUGAUGUGGGCAUGGUUGGAGCAGCUUAAAGAGCCAGUUAUUGGCCUCCAGGAUGUCCAAGCCCUGAAACCCUAUAAUGGUGAUGCUAAAACUGUUCUCAACACACUUGACCAGGCCCCUAAAGAAACCUUAACAUGCAUACUUGAUUGCAUGGCUCAUAUGUUGAGAAUACCUGAAGAGGUUGAAAAUACAUUCCUGAAUCGUACUAUCAAGGCUUUCACCUGGAUGGAAAGUAACUCAGUGGAUGAGUACAAUGCAUACGAGUCCAUGACUUCAGUACUAAGGUGCGUCCUUGAGGACUUGAGAUUUAUAGCCAUUGAAGAAGAUGAGAAACCUCCCCUUCCCUCCGUCCAGAUCGAUGCAUGA